AACCUAAAAACUUGGCAGCACUGCGUAUUAAAUGUUCCGAAAUCAGGUGACUAGACAAAUAUACAGUUGUAAAGGAAUUGUCAAACGUCAAACAUAAAAAUUUACAGAAGAAACAAAGAUUCUGGUUUGUGCACUCAUACUGUUCGGACGUGAAUUUGAUAUCUGUUAAACAAAAAAAAUUUACAAAAGCGCUACAAAAGUAUUCAACAUGGGAUCGAAUGGGGGAUCUGAGAAUGUUCCUCCUGACAAAAAAGAUAAAAACCAUAUUUGUCUUCCUUCUCAAAUGAUUGAUGAGCAGGAAAAAUCAAGAAUUCGUCAAAAUGUCGACUUUUGGACGUACGGCGACCAGCAAAUAAACAACCAACGGUUAUCGUUGACUGAGAUGAUGGACAUAUCCCACUCAGGUGGAGUAAAAGAGACGGAGAUAGUGUCGUCUAAUUCUAACCGUAAAUCUCAAACGCCCAACGGCAGCGUCGUUAUUGGUACUCCAAAUAGCACCGUUAACGGUGCAGCGUGCCCUUCUGAAUUUUUCACGAAGGAAACACAAACUCAACUGAAAAAACUCUUGGCUAACGACCGUGAGAAUUUCACAAAAAUCAUGAGAAAGCGUCACCAAGUGACUUCUUUCAGAUCUUCAAAAAAAAUUGCUGUUCACGACACUAAUCGCGAGAACAGAUAUGCAAUUCUCGAUACAGAUGACGAUGUGGAAGCUCCCGCUCAAAAACUCAAUGCACCCAUUAACGCAAACAACAUGGCCAGCAACAAUACCGGCACUAAUAGCAGCCACAAUACUUACUUAUUGGCCAACGGCACCACGAUUUCUUCUGGAAAUAUCUCAAACACCGGCAACAUCAACAACAACAUGGUCAACAACUCUAACAAUCGGAAGGUGGAGACAGGAUCUUGGUGUCCCCCUAUAUUUACUAAAGUAUUGGAAUAUCGUACGUGCGCCUACUUUGUCGUACGUGUAUGGGAUGGAAAAAAAGUUGAUUUUGGUGGCGUUUACGACAAACUGAUUUUGGAUAAAAACCUUGAUAAUUUGAAAACUAAAAUAGAUGUGACAAUUUUGACAACAUAAAUAUGAAGAAGAUAUCGCACAAAAUAUUCUAUUAAAAAUUGAAAAAAAUCUAUCGGCCAGUUUUUUUUUUAUAAAAGCUCAAACCUUAUGUUGAAGUUAGAGAUUUUGUACUUUGUUAUAAAAUACUUUGUUUAUUUAAUGUUAUCAUGUUGUAUUGUUUUUAUACGUUGGUUUAAUGAAAAUAAAUUAAUCAUUACUGUUCAGAAUCUAAAUAUAUCAGGUUAUGGGCCUUAUCACGAAAUAAAUACAAAAUUAUAAGGCAGUUUGUAUUAAAGAAAAAGAUGUCUGAAAUGAAAUACAAUAUUGAAAAGCUUCGGGGAACCGAAAAUUUUGAAGACUGGAAGUUUUCUGUUGAAGCUUAUUUCCAAAUGAAGGGGCUUUGGAAGGCUGUUUCUGAUGAAAGUGAGAAGGAUGCAGCAAAGCUCUUAAAUGCAAAAUCGGAGCUUGUAUUGCUUGUUGA
Molecule: messenger RNA, 1538 nt
Organism: Episyrphus balteatus (marmalade hoverfly)
Lineage: Eukaryota; Metazoa; Arthropoda; Insecta; Diptera; Syrphidae
Exons: 2
Coding region: 209-1078 (289 amino acids)
Source: RefSeq, a predicted model, not a curated record